UGCCAGAAGAUUUCAGUUUGUCACUAUCCGUCUUAACUAGACAAGGGGUCAUUGAAGCUAUCCGUCUUAACUAGACAAGUGGUCAUUGAAGCAAAUCAAUCGUAGAUUGUUUGAUUCAAUACAUAUCUGGUCAUCGUUGGCCUGUCAUCAGACUUGCUGGUAUAAAGUGAGUUUAGAAGUCAUCUGUAAAUAAAUUUGAAAGUUAUUCUUUAGUUUUUGAAAACCAUUUACGGAGAAUAACAUGAAAUUACGCAAAAAUGGCUACACCACUCAAUCACCAAGAUUCGAACGGCUUGGUCAACCGCACACGCGGCAUCAUUACUUGCAAUGACUUCGGAAGGGAUAACCGCCUUGCGGCUAGAAUGCAACCGAAUAAACGACUAGUUCAAUCAUUUGGGAUUCAGAACUCAUUCACAACAGAUGAUCCUAAGAUUUACAGCGAGUUUAAAAGGUCGGCAGUUAAAGUGAUGAAGAAGUACGACUGGCAAGACAUGGGCCAAAUCCGCGAUCUUUGUCAGAGUUAUGUUGCCGCUGAGCUUCAUAAACAUGGCGAUAAGGUAUAUUUGGCAUCAUUGAUCCAGUUCUCUACCCUCAAGAUCGUAUUCCGCAUGUUUUUCGCAGACGAGACGGAUCAUAUCGAAAGCGAAUCAGCUCAAGACGCCAUCAGGCUGCUCGCCCGAAGAACCAACGAGAUAUGGAUUACAUCAAAAGAGGAAAACAACUCGGAGUGGGGGAAUGAGGUGGAGAUGUACCAGGCUCUGCGUAAAGUGCUUCAAGAUCAGGGGAAACAUGACCCCCUUAAUAAGGCAACGAAUCCCUUUAACAAAAUCCUCCCUGCUUACGAGACUAUGUGGCGAGUCGUUUUGCGCGGCUUGCUGGAGGUCAAGUUUCGCGAUGCCCCUGACCAACAAAUUUGGCUCCAAACUUUGGAGCGCAUGCGCCAAGAUCUUUCUAGAGCCGAUUUCCAGGAUCGUCGGUCUGGACAUCCAUCUGCCAAAGAUAUUGUGAAGGAAACCUUGCGGCUGUAUCCUCCUACCCGUCAUAUUUAUCGAGACUUCACCGACAUCGACGGUCAAGCAGAGGGCAAAAUGGUGGCUGACGUCGAACGAUGUCAUCAUAACAUGGCAGUCUUUUCGGAUGAUCCAUUUCGUUUUAGACCGGAGCUCUGGCAGAUGUUCAACGAAGAGGGAAAUGUGGAAAGGAAGCUCAAGAAGAUUGAAUUGGAAGCAGGAUUCAUGCCCUUUGGGGCUGGAAACUUUGAAUGUCCAGCUUCAUCGACCGGUUUUGGGUUCAGAAUGAUUGCAUUAUUAAUAGGUUCACUCGCCCAUUGUAUUGGAAACGAUUGGAACUUGGAUUGGGCUGGGGAGGAGCAACCGCCUUUGGGAGAAAAGUUGAACUCGAAAAGGGAUGCGUACCUCCAGUUGAAACUUAUCAGGAAGUCGGCUUAAGUAUGCAAUGGGAAGGUGGAUAUCCUUAUUUCCAUACUGUGGAGUGUGUAUUAGCUUGACGAGAGCGCUGGAAGUUGACGGAAGUUGGUGUUUGGGAGGAGUGAUAAAUGAUUGAGCAGGAAAAGCUAGUCAUAAUGAAUUGCCGUCCUCUAGAGCCAGUCUUUAAAUUCAUGCUUAUUGUACCAUA
Molecule: messenger RNA, 1635 nt
Organism: Eremomyces bilateralis CBS 781.70
Lineage: Eukaryota; Fungi; Ascomycota; Dothideomycetes; Eremomycetales; Eremomycetaceae
Exons: 1
Coding region: 258-1448 (396 amino acids)
Molecular function (GO): iron ion binding; monooxygenase activity; oxidoreductase activity, acting on paired donors, with incorporation or reduction of molecular oxygen
Source: RefSeq, a predicted model, not a curated record